GACACCUCAGUCACUGCUACAGAACUCUCGCAUGAUAUCUUGACAUAAUAUUCGAGGACGAGGAGGAGGAAGAAUCCACGUGUACAUGCGGCGACAUAGUCUGAGAGACGAAACUUCCAGAGUGAAGCAGUAAAGCUCCCACUAGGUUGCUGCUGACGACUUCCAAGGACUACAAGGUAUACCAUGGCGCGCUACUCAGAGACCGACUACCUGUGCGAGUGGGAGGACUGGUGCGGUGGUGAAGUUCCUUGCACUGCUUUCAUCGGCGGCGUGGACAGCGGUGAAAAUAUCUACAUCGGCCGGGCUAUGCACGGCGGCGACGUCCUCCCUGGGAAGAUCGUACCAUCCCACAACGUCUGCUACGUGUCGUACGAGGGACGUGAACAUCCCUACCACACGUGCCAGGUUCUGGUAACAAUGGACGACAGCCCGUUUGGGUGGGUACCUGACUCCAACGGACGUCUGCCGCCAGGUGCUAUCCAAGGUGGUCAGACAGAGGACGGCGAACCACUCUACAUUGGUCGGACUUUCCACGAAGGCGCCCUCACCAUUGGCAAGAUCCAGUGCUCGCACGGACGUCUUUACAUCCCAUACGGCGGAGGCGAGCAUUCUUACACCUCCUACGAAGCUCUUGUCUGUCGCACCCCAAAUUGCAGGUCGUACUGAUAACCGAAAAGGCUGGGACAACUUUCGAAAGCGACGGCCGAAUUUAAUAAACGGAGGUGUUUUCACAAACGUC
Ornithodoros turicata is the source of this 739-nucleotide messenger RNA. RefSeq lists its product as uncharacterized. The transcript has 4 exons. The record is from RefSeq and is a predicted model, not a curated record. Bases 184 to 666 code for a protein of 160 amino acids. NCBI's taxonomy places the organism in Eukaryota, Metazoa, Arthropoda, Arachnida, Ixodida, Argasidae.